Messenger RNA from Dioscorea cayenensis subsp. rotundata (Guinea yam), 838 nucleotides. RefSeq names its product MYB-like transcription factor EOBII. Lineage: Eukaryota; Viridiplantae; Streptophyta; Magnoliopsida; Dioscoreales; Dioscoreaceae. Bases 92 to 808 code for a protein of 238 amino acids. Gene Ontology annotation, biological process: regulation of DNA-templated transcription. The transcript has 3 exons. Gene Ontology annotation, cellular component: nucleus. The record is from RefSeq and is a predicted model, not a curated record. Gene Ontology annotation, molecular function: sequence-specific DNA binding; DNA-binding transcription factor activity.
ACUCAUUUGAUCUAGUAGGAGAAGAUACCAGAUAAUAAUUUCUGACCACUAAUUAACUCUUCCUUUAGUUAGUUUCAACUUUCAAGACAAAAUGAAUGUUCAGUUUGGUUGGGGAACUUUUGAGGAUGGAUGGAGGAAGGGCCCUUGGACUCCUCAAGAAGACAAGCUUCUCAUUGAUCAUGUCAAUCUCCAUGGUGAAGGCAGAUGGAAUUCAGUCUCCAAACUCACAGGAUUGAGGAGGAGUGGAAAGAGUUGUAGACUUAGGUGGGUGAACUACCUCAGGCCUGAUCUUAAGAGAGGAAAGAUCACUCCUCAAGAGGAGAACAUCAUUUUAGAGCUUCAUGCCAGAUGGGGAAACAGGUGGUCCACAAUAGCAAGAAGUCUUCCAGGAAGGACAGAUAAUGAGAUUAAAAACUACUGGAGAACACACUUCAAGAAAGGAAAGACAUCAAAGAAUGUGGAGAGAGCAAGAGCAAGGUUUCUUAAACAACAACAAGAACAACAGCAACAACAACAACAACAACAAGAAUUUGUACUUCAAGUGCAAGUUGAUCAAGAACAGCAGCAGCAAGUACAGCAACAAGUACUACAUCAGUAUAAUUGUUAUGAUCAGCAAACCAAUGAAGUGCAGCAUGUUGGAGAACAAGACAUUGAUGAGAUGAUCAUGGCUUAUAUGUACCCAAAUAUGUCAUCAUCCAUGACAUCCAUGAGUGAUGGGUCAAGUGAGGACAUUGGAUCAUCAUUGGGGAACUUCUGGAACUUGGAUGAUGUAGUGCAGCAACAUGAUCAAGUGUUGUAUUUUUACUGAUGAUGUUAUGAUAUUUAUCUUUGAUGAUCA